GGUUGUAAGCUUGCUCAGCCAUCAUCAGUACAUCAGGAUUUGAGGGGAUUCGGUAUUGUGCCAGAUGCAGUAGGAGCAGAAGGCGCAGGACGGCGGGGCUGUUACGGGGACGAUCGGGCUGAGGCAGCGGGAGAUUGCGAUGAUUUGCUAGGAGAAUUUAUGUGGUGAGUAAGAGGAUUGAAACAUGCGGCUCGCUCUGUCCCGGUGUUGGAGGGGGUGAGAAUUGAGGGGUUGGUGGUGGGCAUUUGGAGCGGACGCGAGCCAGGGCUCCAAGGGGGAGACGGGCAGGCUGGCGUCUCCGGCGUCUCCGAUGUCGGGGAGGUUCUGCCCCUUUGACAGUUCGGAGAAGACCUCGAGUGUCAUGUUCAGGGCGACGUUGGAUGACGAGGAGGAGGAAGUGGAGGAAGAACCGACGCAUUUGAACACGAAUACGUGCAGCUUGUAUCUGGUGGUGUCGACGGACAAGCUUACGGCGAGGUACACGGGAGAUGGUCGCCAUGGGCAUGAUGUUGGCGCCAUUCAAUCCAAUAGGCCUGCGCCGUGCCGUCGGUUGAUAUACUACUUCGAGAUGACGGUCAAGGACCGGGGGCAGAAGGGUUACACUACUAUAGGGUUCACCGAUGAGCAUUUCAAGAACUCGCGGCAGCCGGGCUGGGAGGUGAACAGUUAUGGCUAUCACGGAGACGACGGGAAGCUGUACCGUGGGCCGGGGUCGGUAGACCUGUAUGCACAGGGGUUUACUGUGGGGGAUACGGUGGGCGCUGGCAUCAAUUAUGCCGCGCAGGAGAUUUUCUUCACGAAAAACGGCAAGGCGCUGACGGGCGUGUAUAAGGAUGUGAAGACGCCGUUGUACCCGACCAUCGGAUUGCACAGCCUCAAUGAGAAAGUGGAGGUCAAUUUUGGGCAGCGGAAGUUUCUGUUUGAUGUAGAGACGAUGAUUUUGGAAGAACGAGUUCGGAGACAAUGUGCGGUAGAGAAUUUGCCUCUUCCUCCUACCGCCAGCCAUAGCAUUGUGCGUGCCUUUCUGGUUCACUACGGAUACCAUGACACUCUUACUGCAUUCGAUGCGGCAUGCGGGGCUGCAAGUGCGGACGGCUGCGUGGGUUCUAUUGCAUUGGGGGAGCUCCUUCCGCAACAGGAAGCCAAUGGCGUGGCGGAUGACAACAUGUUUGCCUUGGACCAGCGGAAGUUAUUACGGCGGUUGAUCAGGGAGGGCAAUGUGGAGGGUGUACUCAUAAACCUCCAGGAAUGGUACCCGCAGGAAAAGGAGGAGCACUUCUCUAAAAUCCUAUUUCUUUUGCGCUGCCAGAAAUUCAUCGAGUUGAUAAGAACGGGGCAUGUGGAGGAUGCUGUAAAUCUGGCGCGAUCGCAGUUGGCAUCAUUCUUUGGAAAGAGCAGAGACCAGGAUCUACUUCUGCAUGAUUGUUUAGCAUUAUUGGCGUAUGAGCGGCCCCAAGAUUCCCCGAUGGCUUAUCUUCUCCAAUUUGGUCAACGGGAAGUGGUGGCAGAUGCAGUGAAUGCUUUUGUGUUAGGCACUAAUCCCUCCACGGCAAUCGUAGAUAAGACUGGAAAGCGUCCUCAAUCUGCAUUGGAAAAGCUACUCCGACAGCUUACAGCGUGUCAUGUUGAGAAGCGUCUUCUCAACGGAGGCCAAGGUGAGGUGUUCCGACUGCAUCGUAUACUGCAGGGAGGCAAGGACGGGGGAUGGUAAUGUGGAACACCUGGAAAUCUCUUUGUCUGUAGUCUGUGCCAGACUUGUUUUCAAAUGUCUCUAUUGAAGUCGCUGUCGCAAGCAAUGGGGGUGGAGGGGCAGAGGAGAGGGUAGCACAGCAUGUAGAUAGCAUAGAGAGUGAGCUAGACAUAAGGUUCGAUUAAUCUUCCAAUUGAUAAAUUCUCAGGCCGGAUCCUUUGGGAGUCAGAAUUGGCUUUCCUUGGAACUCUAAAUCACUCUUAGCCAAAUAUCAUUUGAAAGUAGGAAGUGUGUGCUCCAUCGUUUGAUUGAACUCCACUCUCGGCAGUUUGCAUCGUCUCAUGCAUUUGAAGUGUUCAUAAUAGACUGCACAGCUUUUUAGUAACGUGAGACCUCCGGCUUGUGUUUAUGGCUCUAGUAAGAGUGUGAAGCCUGCCUUCUUAUAGUGUCUGGCUGUCUGAGGACUUCCUUCAGUAAAAUCUGAACAUUAAAAUCAUAUUGUUGCUAACUACGAGUGCAUCAUGCCUCUUCGACAGUUGGCUGCAGGGCUUUUUGACAUGAUAAUAUUAUGGCUGAUUCCUCAGUCAGUCAGAGUCAAACAUAUUCUUUUCAUUUUAGAAGUUCGAUUUUCCAUCACUUCGAUUUUCUGGAGUUGUAGAUUGUGAAUCAUAUAUCUUAGUGUCGCGUUUGUGAUCCAAGGUGGACAGAAGUUUAGGUUUAGAAAUAUUUGUUCAUGCAUUUAGCUUGCCUUCAACGGAAGAAAGUAAGGAGGUGGGGAUUGCCUUCAACGUUUGUGCGAGUAUCCGGGUUUGUGCAGGGAUUUGCGGCUUAAGCUACGAGGGUUAGUAAGAAAGAAAUUGGGGCGAAUGGAUUUUUAUUGAAAGUUCGAAUAAAGAAACCUAUUGCCGUGCA
Molecule: messenger RNA, 2602 nt
Organism: Physcomitrium patens
Lineage: Eukaryota; Viridiplantae; Streptophyta; Bryopsida; Funariales; Funariaceae
Product: ran-binding protein M homolog
Molecular function (GO): protein binding
Source: RefSeq, a predicted model, not a curated record